CGGCCUCUCGGACCCGGACGGCCUGGCCGUCGAGGAGCCCGCCGCCACGCCCGCGGCGGCCGCGCUGCGCGGGGCCGCCUCGCCGCGGGGCUUCUCGGUGGGCGUCGCGGCCGCCGUGGCCCGCAGGGAUGCCGCGCCGCUGCUGGACGCGCCGGGCCCGCCGGGCUCCGUGGGCGAGGGGCCGGCGGAGCUGGCAGGCGCUGCCCUGGCCGGGGCGCAGAGGGAGCACUCUGUGAUUGACGUGAUUGACCUGUCGUUGUCGGGAACCUUGGAGACGGUCGAGGACGUGGACACGCCAGCAAGGGCACGUGACAAGCACUCCGUCGCGGAGCUGUCGCUGUCGGGCACCCUGGAGACGCUCGGGAACGCGCGCACGCCGGGCGCCAGCGGCGCAGGCACGGCUGCCGCCCCAGCUGCUCGUGGAGAGGCGGAGCAGGCGGUGCUGUCGACCGAGGCGUCCCUCGUCGACCUGACGGGCUCCAACUGGCAGUGGUACCACCGCACCGGCUUCCGGUGCUACACGGCCGCCGAGGCCGAGCGCAUUGAGGAGGCCUGGCGCAGCGGGGAGUCGAAGGUGCGGCUGAAGGCCGGCAAGACCGGGAAGACUCCCAUGCAGAUUUUCUUCGCCGACAUGAUCCAGCUGGAUCCCACCUCGGGCAAUGAGCGGAAAGUCAGGCGCACGGGCGACGAGAGCCUUUUCGGGUGGCUCGAGCGGAAUCUUCUGUGGAUCUUGAAAGGCAUCCACACCGGGCAGCUGCGGUGGGAGACCUCCAAGCAGUACAAGAAGAGGCAAACGGACCAGAAGGAAAAGCAACCUGCUAUCGACCAGUCGAUGAUGGUCAACAUGUCUCAGAUGUUCAGCCCGACGCAGAUCAGUUCCGGCCAGUUCAACAGACGGGCACAUAUCGGGCUCUGGUGCGGGAGGCUGGUGCAGGCUUACUGGUGGAGAAUU
Messenger RNA from Prorocentrum cordatum, 952 nucleotides. The record is from the annotation of a GenBank genome assembly. Lineage: Eukaryota; Dinophyceae; Prorocentrales; Prorocentraceae.